Molecule: messenger RNA, 7538 nt
Organism: Rhipicephalus microplus (southern cattle tick)
Lineage: Eukaryota; Metazoa; Arthropoda; Arachnida; Ixodida; Ixodidae
Biological process (GO): regulation of transcription by RNA polymerase II
Cellular component (GO): chromatin
Source: RefSeq, a predicted model, not a curated record
UUCUUGUUGCGUAUACUUUUUUGUUUUUAUCCCCCCCUUCCAUCUCCUACUCGCGCUCCCCGAGAGCGAAGCGCGCUCGGAGCUGUGCCCGCUGCACAGUCGUGGUUCGUUCGGGAGAGCAGCCGCGACGCCAUGUCGCCGGAGUCUACGCACGCCGCCCGCUCUCGGCCAUCAUGAGCAAAGUGAAGACACUGCCGGCGGGACACUUGUACGCAUCGCAGCCGGCGCCCCACCAUCAUCACCAGCACCUUGCCCUGGGCCAUGAUGCGGGCUCUCCUUACAAGCGGGCUGGGCCCCUGAGUCCCCCUUUGGCUGGCACACGGGGCUACCCUUACCCACAGGACCCGACCCGCGCACACUUUUCGCCCCUGCUCAACUCGACCCAGCAGAGCUACCGCGAUGCCUUCCAGCUGCAGGCAGAGCGGCAACACCAGCAGCAGCAACAACAGCAGCAACAACAGCAACAGCAGCAUCAUCAGCACCAGCAACAGCAGCAGCAACAGCAGCACCAACAGCAGCAGCAGCAGCAACAGGAGUUCAUUUUGGAACGCUACCGAGAAUCCGAGCCACAGCAUGUGCGGCGGAGACCUUCUCUGCUCCCGACGCCUGCAGAAUACGCCGCCAACCAGGCUGAGCGGGAACGGUACUUGGAGGCAUACCGGUUCCCUCAGUACGAACAGCGCGACCUGGGCGGGGGUCUGGUGGGCCUGGUGGGAGGUCCCCCCGGGGGCUCGGCAGCGGCUGCCGCGGCCGCAGCAGCGGGGGCGGCGAGCGGUCUUGUCGAACCACUUGAGGUUGUUCACCUGAACAAGAGGCCUCGGUUGGCCCUGCAGCAGCCCUUGCUCAUCGACACCUCCUCGCCGCACCACCAUCAGCACCCAUCGUCGUCGUCAUCGCACCUUUCGUCUCAGCACCACCUGAUGGGUGUGGAAGUGAAGAAGGAGCCCGCCGCGUAUGUGCCCCAGACCGAAGCCAUCUCUCCCACUCUGCCUGGGGAGGACGGCCGGCCCCCGCUCUCGCCCCAGGGCAGGUCCUCCAAGGAUGACUUGCUCAGUGCCAUCAACAGGAUAGACCGGGAGAUUGCGCAGGUCGAGUCGCAGACUAACAAGCUCAGGAAAAAGCAGCAAGAGCUCGAAGCCAACAACCCUGCUGACAGUAAAAAGGACACGCAGGAGACAGCACCCAUUGAACCCAAGCAGCUGAGUGUUGCCCAGGUCGUCUACUCUGAAAAUAGGAAAAAAGCACAACUUGCCCAUGCCACUCUCGAUAAUCUAGGCCCGAAAGUGGAUUUGCCAAUGUACAAUCAACCUUCUGACACUGCCAUAUACCAUGAAAACAAGAAAAAAUUCCACGAAUUUAGGAAAAGUUUGAUGAUAUAUUUUAAAAGAAGAGCACAAGAACGAGAAGCAAGGGAAAAAUACUUAACGGAUACUUAUAAUCAGCUCAUGCAGGCAUGGCUGAAAAAAAUGGACAAGAGGGAAAACAACGCUGCACGAAAAGCCAAGGACCAGAAGCAGCGUGAAUUCUUUGAGAAGCAGUUUCCCGAGCUGAAGAAGCAGCGGGAGGACCGGGAGCGUUUCUCGCGGGCAGGCCAGCGGGUGCGCAGUGAAGCCGAAUUGGAGGAGAUCAUGGACGGGCUCCAGGAGCAGGAGAACGAGGAUCGCAAGAUGCGCAGCUACGCAGUGGUGCCACCGAUCCUGGUGGACGUGCGAUCGCGGCGUCCACGCUACCUGAACCGCAACAGCCUGGUGGAGGACCUGUCGGCCGAGUACAAAGACCGCCAGUUGAACAACAUCUGGACCGAGCAGGAGAAGGAGAUCUUCCGGGAGAAGUACCUCCAGCACCCCAAGAACUUCGGCGUCAUCGCCUCCCACCUGGAGAGGAAGAGUGUAGCAGAUUGCGUCCAGUAUUACUACCUGACCAAAAAAAGUGAGAACUACAAGCAGCUGCUGCGGAAGCACAACGUCAAGAAACGCACAAGAGCCAUGGUGAAGGCUCCCGUUCCACCUGCCUCUCAGCCCCAACCGGUGACGAGCUCAUUGCCUGUGCGCAACCCUCUGCCCUCGAGCAGCGCUGGCAGCACCACCACCGCCACCUCCACGACCACCACGACCGCUGCCAGUUCUGUGACAGCCACCAGCACGACUAGCACGACGACGACCACGGUUACGGCAACAUCUAGCGCCACUACGGCCACGGCGGCGACCACCAUUACCACCGCCGCCGCCCCUGCCACCACUACAACUGCAGCCGCCACUGCUUCUGCGAUGGAAGGCAGUGGCCAAAGUGAAGACAAAGCUGCACCAACCUUGGCGGCAGCGUCGCGAGGCGGGUCUCCAUGCCAGGCGUCCGCCGCCACGCCGCCUCCAUCGCAGCAGCCUCAGGCCAAUGGUCCCAUUGGCGAGGAAGCCAGCAAGCCACCGUGCAUUGUGGACACCAUUAAUGGUUUGAAGACGCCUCUAUUGGAGAAAGUUCCCGAAGCCAGUAUAGCCUCUUCAAUGGAGAAUAAAGACCGAGGAGGGGAAACUGGACCGCCGUGCAUGGUGUGCCGCUCCCGCCUGGAGAAGAGUGGCCAGUGGCGACCCCUAACCAAGGCAAACUGUCACAUGUAUGGUCUCAAGGACACGGACCUGGUGCCGGAUGCUCGCGUUUGCGUCAGCUGCCGGUUCAAAACCGUGCGCCAGCGAUACGUCCAGUGCCCGAUACCAACGUGCAAAACACCCAAGCGCAAGAUGAAGAGGUUACGGCCACUACCAGCAAAGUGGACAGAGUUGGAUAACGACCUCAAGGAGUCUAUUAGCAAGGAACUGCAGAUCCCAGCGGGGAUUCAGAAGUGCUGCUCGGCGUGCUUCAACAGGAUAACGAGAAAGCUGGACCCUCAUCCUCCGUCGGAGGAUGGCGGGGACAGCUCCCGGUGGACCGAGGAAGAGAUGGAGAUGGCCAAGCGGGGCCUUCGGGAGUACGGUACGGACUGGCCGGCCGUGGCAUCGGUCGUCCAGAGCAAGUCCAAGGAGCAGUGCCGAAACUUCUACUUCAACUACAAACGCAAGCUGGGGCUCGACGAGAUAGUGCGGACGUUCCGCGAGGCUCAAGGCGGUAAGGACGAUGGCAAGCGGCAAGUGAGUGAUGACGAAGACAGCGGCGAGACGACGACAAGCUGCGAGGAGGACAAUGGGGCAGAUCACUGUAGUAGCGACACGGCAAGUGCCUGCAGUCCAUCGGGCAAGCAGAUGGACGAAGUUUCAGGCUGGGAGUGCGACAAGCCAAUACCUAUUCGACCAACGCUAGCCGUGUCAUCGGCACCACCUCACCACGGAGACAUGACUCCCAAGGGACCGGCGGAUCUAAACAAUGGCCUCGAGGCGUCCGCCGACUACGACAGCAGUGCGACAGUCAGUGCCGACGAGGGCCAGGGGGCGCCCGAGGCAGAAGGGUCAUCGAGGCACCACCGGAGCGGCGGUCCAGCUGAUGUAAAAGAAGCUAGCCACGAGGGUGCCACCUGCAUGCGCGACCUGAUCUUCCAGGCCAUCGAAAUGACCCUGCAGUACUCUAUGAAGCCUGGCCGCAAUGGACCACCGACCAAGGAAUGCUCCCCUGAAGGGCCCGCACCUCCGCCUUCCUCCUCUACCGUUGCUCCAGAACCAGUGCCCCGGUCCUCGUCGUACCACCUGGCCAGCGCUCCCAACAGUCUAGCGCAUGCAGAGGGCCUCGUGGCGCAGUUUCCCCACGUCCCCCACGUGGCUUAUGAGGUGCAAGACCUGAGCAAGAAGUCAUCACGGGAGCCCAGUCCACCUCGGGAACUUCGUCGCGAGAAGCUGCCACCAGCACCCUUUGCUACGGCCUACUCGGCACAGUCCUAUAUAGCGGCAGCCCAGCCACCCCCUGCACACUCGAACCACCUGCGGAGAACGCCUGAUCCCUCGCCUCAAGUUCUGUAUGCACAGCGAUCGUACGGGCCGCCAGAGCGGCCACCGCCACACCUCGUGGCACAGUCGCUUGCACCACGCAGCCUCACAAAGCCUGGAAAGAGUUCUGUUCCCCCACCACCCCCGUUGGUGGCAGCCAGCAAGCCACCACUAUCACCCAAGCUCAUGUUCAAAGAAAGCAAGCCAUCCGGUUCAAUCACCCAGGGAACGCCGCUGAACCAACCUGCGGUGGGAAGCUUUCAACCAACCCGCUAUGAGGGGCUUCUGCGACAGACACCACCACAGGGCAAGGAGCCAUCGUCCGCCGGUUCGAUCACACUGGGCACGCCAGUGCCAUCCGAAGGUCCUGAGUCGCGUGCCUAUGACCCGGCAGAGCAGUACUACAGAGCUGCUGCCGCUGCUGCUGCUGCUGCUGCUCCUGGUGGAUUCCAGGGCCCAUUCCAUCCACCAACAUCUGCCAGCGGAGGUGGUUACUCUUCGUCGCCUGGUUUCCGGCCUAAGUACUCGAGUGAAUCUCAGCUGAGCAGCAACCAGAUCAUGAUCGACUUCAACACUUCAAAGCAGAUGCAGAUGCGUCGCGGCUCGUCGGUGACUGCUCGAGCUUCGCCGCAGGCGCGUGACUCGAGCCCUGCACCAGCACUGCACCCAGUGUACCAGGUGCCAGCAUACUAUGGCACACAAGGAGCACCUCCACCACCAGUGUUCCUGCAGCAUGCACCAUCCGCCGCCGUGGAGCGACCGCCUCCAGCCGACACUUCACCCGGUGGCUGGGCCGGCCCUGGCAAGCCUUUGGCACUGCACCAGGGAACAGCCGGUGGGACACCUCCUUCAUCGGCAGCCACUUCCCGGCAGAAUGUCAUCCGCAGUGUGCCAUGGAGCACGGGGCCCAAGAGCGUAAUCCAAGCGCCCAAGGCAGGCUCGCCACGUGCGGAACUCGAGAGCCCCAGUGGGCGGCGUGUCCAGUCACCGCGUGGUGGUGGGCAGCCGUAUGCUGUUGUGUCACCCUCAAGCCACGACCCAUUCACAACAUUGGUCAAUGCAGCCGCCGCGCAGCCGAGUCUCGCCGUGCCCAAGGAGGACCAGAAAACUCGUGAAAGGCCCGCCGUUGAGGGCCUCGAGAAGUCGCUGCUGGAGAUGCAUCAGCGGCCACGGCAGUUUAUAGGUGGUGACAUGCCGCCGCCGUCAGACUUCCGUGGGGAAGCUGAACGAGCAGCUAUGCGUGCUGCAGCCGAGGAGCAACGCUAUCUCGACUCCCGCCGGGGUGUGGAGCCUGCGGAUAUCAGGCAGCCGUUGCGACUCCCACGUGGGGAUGCUUUUACGCGAGAGCAGUUCGAGCGCGAGAUGCGCCAGCAGACACCCAAGGAACACCAGCCCAAGUACCUGAGCCGAACGCAGCAGCAGGCAGAGCUGGACAAUGAGGCAUCGCGCAUCUUUUCUCAGUCUUUCCAAAAGGAUAGCCCGAAGCCGCAGCCACAGGGCAUCACGGCUGCAAACCUCAUCGAUGCCAUUAUCACGCACCAGAUCAACCAGAGCACGGAACCAAAGCAGAACCCAGCGGGUGCCAUGGACACGAUACUGUCGCGGUAUGGUGAGCCUAAGGGGGCGUCACUGCCGCCGCGGCUCAAGGCACCGCCCUCUCGUGAUGAGGUUGUCACCAUUGAUGACGGGCCCCCUGAGCGGGGCCCGCCCCGCAUGGAGCCUGAGAAGGUCAUUACGCUCAACCAGCACAUCGCAGCCAUCAUCUCCAAGAACAUCUGCAACCCUAGUGACGGCGGUGGCAGUGGGCCUUUGUAUGGCCGAAUGCCCGAUGUGGUGCCAUCAGAGCGCAUGUCGCACGGUGGCUACACACCUUCGUCUGAACUAAUGACUGCACCUCCACGAACGCCCCCGGAGGGGGCUGACAACGGUCACCCACCGCCACAGACUUACCACAGCUGGAAGCUGCGUAAGGCGCUGCAGUCGGAGAAAGAGGAGCGCAGCCUCAUCCGAAACCCACAGCAGCAUCAGCAGCAGGGCCCCUACGUGGAGCCCAUCUCCCCACCUGGCCAGCCCUCUCCGGGUCCCCCCGAGUGGUCCCCAGCUAUGCCGCCCAGGUCGUCGGCAGACGGCGUCUCCUACCUGCGGCCUUCUCCCCAGCAUCAGCAACAGCAGCAUGUAGGCCUGUCGGCACUCGACUAUGUUAAGAACCGAAUUGUCGAGGUCAUGCGAACUACAGACGAACCUCCUACGCACAAGGGUGGCCGUGGCAGCGCCCAUGACCAGCCACCCGAGCGGCCACUUAGCGAGGGUGGGCACCCGGGUCACCCAAGUCCGUCGACGGGUCCGCCGAGGCCAGCGUCUGCCAUCGAGGCUGGCCACCCAGAUUGGCGCGGCGGCAAGUUCCGUCCCAGGUCGGUGUCGCCCUCGGGCCCUCCCGGCCGACCCGCACCGCCGCACCACCACCAGCAGCAGCACCACGACGAUGGGCGGCGUGGCGAGCUUGAACCCGUGUCACCGCCACGCGACAGUCGCUUCUACUCUGCACCGCACCCGCCACCCCCGCAGGCAUUCCCAACGACGUAUGCGUACCCAUUCUCGGCGCUAUCAGUGCGAUCCAUGGCCGUGGCUCCGAGCAACCCCGUGGGAAGUGGCGGUAGUGGAGGGCCCUCGUCACUGGCGAUGGCCCCGGUCGCCCCGACCUCCUCAUCUUCCUCCUCUUCGGCUGCUGUGCCGUCUUCUUCCUCUUCGGUGCUGCUCUCGUCCCAGUAUGAACCUUUGUCAGACGAGGACUGACACACUGUGAACACACGCGAGUGUUGUGCCGCUUGCCUCCACACGGACCGCUCACUGCCUCAUCUUUCUCGGUUCUUCUCAGCUCAAGUUUGUUCUGCCACGGCGAAAACAAUUCCCUGCCCGCCGCCCCCGGGGUGUGGGGAAGUUGUGUACAAAGGGGGAGAGAAAAAAAAGGAGAAUUUGUAUACUGUUGUGGGCACACAUGCACGCAAGCGCGCGCCUUUAUUUUCUUUCCUGGACUUUCACCCUGUGGGACACAGGCAACGUCAAUGGUGUGGGUGAGGAGGGGUAAAGAACUCUUCCGAUGCGUCCUUUGUACUUUAUUUUGCCUCGCGCAAGCGUGCUCUCUUGUACAUUGUCUUUCUUUGUUCAUUGUUUCUAAAUCCCCUGUUUCUUUUUUUUUCUUGCGUGGGCGAGAAUUGUAAAUAUAGGGUUCGGAGAAUACGAGCCUCCCUGUGCGCACACUAAGGCCAUUAUUUUAAGAACCGCGUUCAUUCACAGAACAGUUCCCGAGUGCAGAUGUUUCACGUGCAAAGUGUAAUUGUCUUGUUACCUCUGUUUUUUUUUUUUUUUUUUCUGAGAGAGAAAAAAAGUACCUUUAUCAUGCGACAUCGUGUGUGUCUGGAAUCACUUAGUGGUUGUGCAUCGGACAUCACUUCCGUGGUCAUUGCGGUUGAGGACAUUUUUAAAACUACUUGUUCUGCUUUUUCUUUUUGUUAGGAUAUAUAUAUUUCGUUAAAUUGGUAUGAUGGACUGCUCUACAAAUAAUGUUAAGUUGUGAUGCUGCAGGAACAAAAACAUAAAGACUAUUAAAACUGCCAUCCGUUACGUUCAUGGAAA